AUGAUCAAGGUCGUUUACAGUGAACUGGUUUAACUUCAUUACAGUGAACAGUAGCAGCAAGACUUGAGAACUCAGGGUUGGAGUUAAAACAAUGGAUGUGGUGACUUACUCUCAGUUGAAAAACAUGCUGUCAAAGCAUGACAUUCAACUUUUUGACGUGAGGAACCCAGAUGAAUACCAGGCUGGUAACAUUCCACAGGCCGUCAACAUCCCACUGGACACCCUAAAGGAUUCUCUAAAACUGGACCCUGAGCUCUUUGAGCAGAAGUUUAAAGUGAGAGCUCCUGGGAAAGACGACGACAACAUAGUGUUUCAUUGUAGAAGUGGUAACAGGAGCUUCACAGCGCUGAGCAUUGCCCAUCAGCAGGGAUUCAGCAGGGCUAGACACUAUAAAGGAGGAUAUUCUGACUGGGUCAAGCAACAAGGAAAAUGAAUCCAGGCUGAAAUCUGCUACGUUCUUCCAUAUCAUUGUUAUUUUGAAGCUAAUGCAGAAAUCCAAAAUAUACUGACUGUAUUCUUAGGCAGCUUGUUCAUACAUACAUUAUAUGUUUUUGGGCUGUUACAAGUUACAUUUAAAACCUGUCUGUUCCUUAUUACUUAUAUCAAAAUGCCUUUUCAGUGUCCUUUACAUGCUGAGUAAAACAUAGGAUGUAUUACAAACUGGUUAAUAUGGUACUGUUCCCUGUUAGUAAAAAUAUUUUAGAAAAAUAAACAUCUCUUUUGUGUU
Melanotaenia boesemani (Boeseman's rainbowfish) is the source of this 727-nucleotide messenger RNA. Its product is annotated as thiosulfate:glutathione sulfurtransferase-like. The transcript is spliced from 4 exons. NCBI's taxonomy places the organism in Eukaryota, Metazoa, Chordata, Actinopteri, Atheriniformes, Melanotaeniidae. Gene Ontology annotation, cellular component: mitochondrion. The record is from RefSeq and is a predicted model, not a curated record. Gene Ontology annotation, molecular function: thiosulfate-cyanide sulfurtransferase activity. The coding region runs from base 92 to 433 and encodes 113 amino acids.